Messenger RNA from Peronospora matthiolae, 1659 nucleotides. NCBI's taxonomy places the organism in Eukaryota, Oomycota, Peronosporomycetes, Peronosporales, Peronosporaceae. The record is from the annotation of a GenBank genome assembly.
AUGGCAAUCCCGAGAUCAAACCUCGACCACUCUCGAGCUUCGCAGCACUCGCUCCGUCCUGUUCCCGUGCCAGCGCUUUCCAUGUCACUCCGCAGUCGUCGCGCAGCACAUCCGACAGUAACAUUAUCGCUGCCGCAACUCGAACGGUACCAUGACCGAGCCGAGAAGGUACUCACCGAGACCAUUGCAGCAUACAGCAAGGUAAACCAGACUGUCGACACAGUCAACCGUUCAGCCUGGAAAGAGCUGCAAAUGCGACACGGCGUCCGACUCUUUCGUGGUCGUCAUCGGUCGACGUCGGGUCCGACUCCGUUGCUCUGUAUCGGAGCUCUUCGAGGCAGUUUUGACGAUAUCAUGGAGGGACUUUGCUGUCAAAACACAGAGGAGAUGCUGCUCAUGAAUGCUAUCACAUGCCCUCGACUUGCUGAGAGCGCCGUGCUCUACUCGGUCCAGCGCCGUACACAGUGUGAGCCCUACGCGUUUACUGGAAUCAAGUGGGCAACAGUCAAAGGAUCAAUUGCAAGCAACCGCGACUUGUGCUACUUCGACAAGAUGGGUCUUGUACAUCAGACGUCAGAAGGAACCCACCACCGACUGGCUUACCACGUCAUGCAGUCGGUAGAUCUACCCGAGUAUCCACACAAAAGCAUGCACAAACGUGUGCAGCUGUCUCUUUGCUACUUGUUCGAGGAGCUCCAAGAGGAUCUAGUGGCUGUGUACAUGCAAGGCGAGAUAGACCACGCUUCGCUGUCGUACUUUUCGACACCUGCGAUGUCGAAUCUACUGCUAGCAGUAACUAACGCGGUCGAUUGUACACGGGCCAAGAAGCUCGCCGAGGUACUUGCUGCUGCGCCGGCUCGACGAUAUCAACGACGAUCUUCUCGAUCCUGCUGCGACGUGUGUCGAGGCAGCUCUUCGGCCUUUGACAUUGGUCGUCUGCAGGAGUGUGCAGGGUGCAGCUUUCAAUACGUCUGCAAGAAAUGUCGACUCAAGGAGAACGUUCUUGUACGUGACGCAACAUCAAGAUCGCACUUGACGCGCGCUUCUUUCUGUCGCGUUUGUAUCGCCAAGGUAGACUCGACGUCGAUCGAUGAGCUCCGUGCUGAAGCUGGCAGUGGGUUCACUGGUCAAAGCUCGGCGGAUCGAACCGAUGCUUUCUGUCGGCUUGAGAACGAGCUGGAAGAAGUGGAUAUCCCAGGCAGUGACCGGUCUCUUACAGCCUUCACACUCAAGAUCUCCACACAAGUGCAUGACCUUAGUAGUCGUAGCGAUGGCUACACGUCCAACUUGUCGUCGACGGAGAAGGUUUCCAUGGCGAAAGACGACGUCGAGGACAUGCUGCUAAGUGAAGCCCGAGACGUGCUCAAUUCCAUCAGAAAGACCAACUGCGGUCAGUGUGUGCAGCUUGAAAAGGAAACAGCAGACACUUCGCGUGGCAGUUCACGCUCCACGGCAUCAACAGCGUCAUCAUCGCACUAUUACCGCGAUGACUUCGUAAACACUGACCUCGAGCAGUACCGGACGUCGCUCUUUGCACGGCUGGUGCAUGUAUCGAACCAAGCAGAAGCCACGUCCUUUUUUGCAAGAGAACAGUCGCGCAUAGCACGCUCCGUCUUGCAACGCAAUCGGAUCUACAGGUACAUGCACGACACCCAGUAG